UUUAUAUAGGGGGACUUGGAAGUCCCCAGCGCUGAACCCGGAGCGGUGGCGGGCGCUGCGGGGCUGGGGCAGAGCCGUCAGCGCACAGCGCGCCAUGGAGCUCAACUCCCUGCUUAUCCUCCUGGAAGCAGCUGAGUAUCUGGAGAGAAGAGACCGAGAAGCAGAGCACGGCUACGCCUCGGUGCUGCCCUUCGACAGCGACUAUUCCCGCAAGAAGAGCAAGGGCGGCCCCAUGGCCCGGAAAUCCCAGAGCAACAGGUCAUCGCACAACGAGCUAGAAAAACAUAGACGGGCUAAACUGCGGCUAUAUUUGGAACAGCUAAAGCAGCUUGUGCCUCUUGGGCCAGACAGCACCAGACACACCACUUUAAGUCUGUUGAAAAGAGCUAAGAUGCAUAUCAAGAAAUUGGAAGAGCAGGACCGAAAAGCUCUAAAUAUCAAAGAACAACUACAGCGGGAACACCGCUACCUCAAACGCAGAUUGGAACAGCUCUCCAUGCAGGGCAUGGAACGCAUCCGCACUGACAGCAUGGGAUCAACAAUAUCCACUGAUUCGGAACAAGAAGUAGACAUUGAAGGAAUGGAAUUUACACCUGGUGAAAUGGACAGUAUUGGGAGUGCCAGCGAUGCUGAAGACCACUACAGUUUGCAAAGCGGUUCAAGCGAUGGUGGCUAUACACAUUCCCGCAGACUUAAUGCCAGGCUCUCCUAGUGCCUGAGUUACCAGCUCAACUCAGGACCAUCUAACUGAAGCACUUAUAAGAAAAUUCCAGAGGUGUCAACUGCCACUCUUCCGGGAAACCCCAACCACAAUACUCUGAAAUGGAGGUUUCUUACCCACGGUUCCCUGCACUGUAACCACAAUAUUAGAUAUUGUAAAUCAUGGUUUUGUUGCAGAGAACUGUGGUUAGGUACAGUUGUGACUUAAAGCUAGCUUGAUGUAGCCAUACUGCAAAUUUAAAGAAAAAAAAAUCAUAUCAUUCCAUUCAAGAAGUAUGAAAUUCAAACGAUUGGAAGCAAAUGACGAGAUAAGGAGGUUUAAGACAAUUAUUUUGUGGAGGCCACUUUCAGAUGUCAAAAAAAAAAAUGGAAACUAUCACGUGUUAGUGAUUCAAAGCUACAAAAAUUCGACUGCUUUUUUUUUCUGGUUUUUUUCAUAAAGAAAUUAUGAAUGCUUCAUAGCAACUUGUAGAAUAUAUAAAUUCUUUUAAACAGCUGUGUUUUGAGAGAUUUAGAUGGAAAAAUCUUCAAAUCUCAGAUGAUCUUUUGAAGAAGGUCAUUGACAAGUCACUACUGUACUUCAAAACAGGGAAAAAAGCCAGCUCCAACAAUGACUUCAUAUGGGAUGAACUCAACUUUCUUUUGCUUUAUGUGUUUGACAUCCAACCAGCAGCAAACCAUUCUCUCCAUUUUAGCAGGGCUACUAGAAGUCAAAGUGGCAGUUCUGACCUGUUAUCAUGGAAUGGAUGACACGUCAGUGUUUUGUUUCGUUUUGUUCAUUUGACAAAUUACAGAGUGCAACUGAUUCAGAUUUUGAUAGUUAAUCUUCCCUGCAAGGAAAUAAAAUUACUGUUUGCUUGUAUUUUUUUUUCCCUAUUUACAGCUGCCAAUACAUUUUUAUGGAAGGCAUGGCUUACAAUUACAGUAUUCAGCUAGAGGAUAAUUAAUCAUUUUUUCUUUUUUCUUUUUUUUUUUUGCUCACUAUAAUUGCAUUUUCUAUUCUUUAAAAAAUGCAAAAAAGUAAAAUGUAUGCUGUAAAACAGCAAAGUUUAUUUAGUACUCAUCAAGCUGUUCAAAACAUAUUUACCCAAAUCGUAGCAAUACUAUGGAGCUGUAUUCUAAUACAACUUCAGCUUAGUGAAGUCAUUAGAGCUUGGCUUGCUGGGUAAGAAAAAAUGGACCAGUCUUUACAUUAUCUGUUUAAAGAAGGUCUUUUAAAAAAAAGAAAAAAAAAGAUUAAAAAAAAGAAAAAAGCUAUAAACACUUUUAGAGAAGUGAUUUUAGCAAGUGUAGUCUAUAUUUCCUGUAAGAGAUUUUGUAUUAUAUUUUCCUAAAUGUUCUCAUUUACUUGUAUAGGGAGGGGAAUGGUACAGACCCAGACCAGAGUCUCAGGGACUCUUCACCUUCGUUAUAUUGUGCCUUGGUGACCAUUUAUGUAUGCCUCUCCUUUUUCAUUGUUCAAAGGACAACUCAGCUUUGUUUCUUUAAGGACCUCUGUUUGAAUGAUCUUGUUACAAAUGAAGGACUGGGAGGUGUAUUUGUGUCUUAAUCCUCUUGCAUCCAGUUCUGUGAGGUUUUAAGUGAAAUUAUGAAAUUAGAUUUUGGUGAGAGGGUUCAUGAUCUUUCCACAGGCCCUCCUUGAUUCUUCAGCACCCAGCUCUCUGUUUUGUUACCUUACAAAGUCAGGGUCUCUGUGAGACCAGCAUUAAAUGGCUAUGGAAAUACAACCGUACUGUAUAAUGCUAGAGGAUGUCUACCUGUGGUGCCAUUUUUAGCAUUCAGAAAUAAAAACCUCAUGACAUACUGACCACAGUGAUCAAAACAAAGAUUUGGUUGUUCUUUUAACAUUUGACAUAUGUGUCCUCCCUUUGGCUCUUACAACACAGAGUAGAAAUAUGAAUACAUUUGUGGCAGCUUACAAUCCUUGUUUGCACUCUUGCUUACUGUUUGGAACUUGCCAACAAGGAAAUGAAAUAUGUUUAAGUUACAUAACCUAAUGUAUGGCUACUCCUGCUUUGGCUCUGGGGCAGAGCCUAAGGUUAUAAACUCUGGCAGCUGAAAAAGAAAACAUUUAUCCUUUUCUGUGAUGCAGGUUUUGGUAUUAUGUUAUACACACCUUGCAUAUUACUAAAAUCCUCAUUGUUGGGGAAAGCACACAGCAAUAUACUCAUUGUGUGUAGCUGACAAGCAGCAGAAACUACUAGCUCCUUUGGUGCAUAUGUAACUAAUUUCCAAAUCAUGGAAAAAUUAAGAGUUUACUUUAACAUAUGACUGUUAACAGGAAAAAAGGCUAGUAAUAUUGUUGCUGUUCAUUUAUUCUAUAAUGAACACAUUCAUGAAUUGUAAAGUGUUUCUUUUUGUGACAAGCAGCUCUUGCACAGAACCUCCUAAUAAAAAAAAAAUUGAAACUCAUAGAAGGAGAGUAGAGAUUUUAAAUUGAACGCUGUUGUUGAUCUGGAAUUCUCCUUUGAAAGAUGAAUGUGCUAAACUUAAUGAGUUCUUCCACACUGGGUAUCCAUGGCUUUGUAGAUCCUAUAUUUUCAAUAAAAAUUACUCCAAUAAUCUGA
Molecule: messenger RNA, 3287 nt
Organism: Gavialis gangeticus (Gharial)
Lineage: Eukaryota; Metazoa; Chordata; Crocodylia; Gavialidae
Gene: MXD4
Product: MAX dimerization protein 4
Exons: 6
Coding region: 95-712 (205 amino acids)
Biological process (GO): regulation of transcription by RNA polymerase II
Molecular function (GO): DNA-binding transcription factor activity, RNA polymerase II-specific; RNA polymerase II cis-regulatory region sequence-specific DNA binding; protein dimerization activity
Source: RefSeq, a predicted model, not a curated record